UUGUGUCUAAGUCAAGCACCACCCUCCACGCAAAAGCUUUGAACAGUUAAAGAAUAUUGAAUCAUGGCGAAUCUUACCUAUUUUCCAUUGAAUAUUUUGCCAUUAUAUAUACAGCAUUUGUUAUAUAUUCAAACCGAGGAAGUGACUAAUGAAUAUGCAAUGAACGAAGGUAGAAGAGUCAUGCAUCACCAUUGACCUACCUCGUCUUCAAAUGCUCCUUCAUUUUUUGUUAUUUAUUGUAUAUUGUAUAUUCUUCACAGAACAAGACCAUAUGAGGUAGAGCAUGCUUCAGAAAAUCCAUUAAUGGCUUCUUCAACACUGUGUUUGGCUAUUCUCAUUCCUUUGAUAUUCUUCCACAAUUUGCAUGCUUCAUCGUCCUUCUCUCUCUCCGUAGAGAACUUCAAAGAAGAAGUGAUAGUGUCAUCACCCAAACCAACGUUCACAGUAGGCUUUUACGCCGUCGGAAAAAAUGCUUUCUGCUUCGCAGUAUGGUACACUCACUCACCCGACACCCUUGUUUGGAUCGCCAACCGGGACCAACCGGUUAACGGAAAACGAUCCACGCUCUCCCUUCUCAAAACCGGCAACCUCGUACUCACCGACGCCGGCCAGUUCCAAGUGUGGUCCACCAACACAGCCACCGCAUCCGAACAAGUCCGCUUACAUUUGCACGACUCCGGCAACCUCGUACUCCUCGAAGAUUCCUCCGACAACGCUGUUUUGUGGCAGAGCUUCGAUUUCCCAACCGACACGCUUCUUCCGGAUCAACCUCUGCAAGGGAGCACCAACCUCGUUUCCUCGAGAAGUGGGAGCAACUACUCCUCCGGUUUCUACAGGCUCUUCUUCGACUUCGAGAACGUUCUACGCCUCAUGUACAAGGGUCCUCGAGUUUCCAGCGUUUUCUGGCCUUACGCUUGGCUUCAGAGCAAUAACUUCGGGAAUGGCAACGGCAAUGGUAGAUCCAUUUUCAACGAUAGCAGGGUUGUUGUGAUGGAUGAUUUAGGCUAUUUGGUUUCUUCUGAUAACUUCACUUUCAAAACAAGUGAUUACGGAAUGAGACUCCUACGCAGAUUGACUCUUGAUCACGACGGCAACGUUCGCUUUUAUAGCAUGAAAGACGGAGAAGACAAGUGGUCUGUGUCAGGACUAUUUCGACAACAACCUUGUUUUAUUCAUGGGAUUUGUGGACCCGACAGUAUUUGCAGCUAUGAGCCAAGAAACGGAAGAAAGUGUUCCUGUAGUCCAGGGUAUAGAUGGUUUGAUAGUGAAGACUGGUCUCAAGGUUGCAUACCCAGUUUCCAACUUUGGUGCAACAACACUGAGCAAAAAUCUCGUUUUCUAAGCUUACCUGGAGUUGAUUUUUAUGGAUAUGACUAUGGCCUCUUUGACAAUCACACCAACCGACAAUGUGCGAGUCUGUGCUCGCAGUUGUGCGAAUGCAAAGGGUUUCAAUACAAGCCUGUGAGGGGUGCUAAUGGUCAGUGCUAUCUCAAGACACAGUUGUUAAAUGGCCAUCGUGCACCGAGUUUCACCAAUUCAUUCUUCCUGAGACUGCCUUUGCUCCUCCAUGACUAUGAUGAGAGCGCUAGCAAUAAUGGUUUGGUUUGUGGAAGAAACGGUGGAGGAAUUAUAGAACUUGAGAGGCCUUACGUUGAAGAAAAAGAAAAUGAGUUGGUGAAGUUCAUGUUAUGGUUUGCGAUUUCCUUCGGAGGAAUUGAGGUCGUGUGCAUCUUUAUGGUGUGGUGUUUCCUGUUUAGGAAUAACAGGAUGUUACCCAGACAAGGUUAUGUUCUUGCAGCUGCAACGGGAUUUAGAAAAUUCAGUUACUCUGAACUGAAGCAUGCCACUAAAGGUUUCAGUGAAGAGAUUGGAAGAGGGGGUGGAGGUACCGUUUAUAAAGGGUUCUUGUCUGAUGAUCGAGUUGUGGCGAUAAAAAGACUACACGAAGUAGCAAACCAAGGAGAGAGUGAGUUUCUGGCAGAGGUAAGCAUCAUUGGAAGGCUUAACCACAUGAACUUGAUAUGCAUGUUGGGGUAUUGUGCAGAGGGAAAGCAUAGGUUGUUGGUUUAUGAGUACAUGGAGAAUGGUUCUUUGGCUCAGAACCUUUCAUCAGCUUCAAAUGUGCUUGACUGGAGCAAAAGGUAUAACAUUGCCCUGGGAACAGCAAGGGGUCUGGCAUACUUGCAUGAAGAAUGCUUGGAGUGGAUUCUGCAUUGUGACAUCAAGCCCCAAAAUAUACUUCUUGACUCUGAUUAUAAACCAAAAGUAGGGGAUUUUGGGUUGUCUAAGCUACUUAACAGGAACAACCUCAACAAUUCAAGCUUUUCAAGGAUACGAGGAACAAGAGGUUACAUGGCACCUGAAUGGGUUUUCAACUUGCCAAUCACUUCCAAGGUGGAUAUCUACAGCUAUGGCAUUGUUGUGUUGGAGAUGAUCACUGGAAGGAGCCCAACAACAGGUGCUCAAAUCACAGAGAUAGAAGCAGAGACACCUCAUCAUGAGAGGUUGGUGACAUGGGUGAGGGAGAAAAGGAUGAAAGGAUCAGAAAAUGGAUCAUCUUGGGUGGAUCAAAUUGUUGACCCUGCUUUGGGAACAAACUAUGACAUGAAUGAAGUGGAGAUAUUGGCAACAGUGGCUUUGGAAUGUGUAAAGGAAGACAGAGAGGGGAGACCUAACAUGAGUCAAGUUGCUGAGAGGCUCCAAAUUCAUGAACAUGAUUCUUAAUGGCUUGAACAAAGAUUAGCCACUUCCUCAAUGGUUUUCACUUUUUUGAUGAUUUAGUCUAUCAUAAAAAAUUGUCUGUUUGUGCAGUUUAAUCUUUUGUUGUACAUCAGUUGCAGUGUUUGGCAACAUGUUACAGUUGCAUAAUAGUAUUUCAGUAG
Molecule: messenger RNA, 2882 nt
Organism: Vigna unguiculata (cowpea)
Lineage: Eukaryota; Viridiplantae; Streptophyta; Magnoliopsida; Fabales; Fabaceae
Product: putative receptor protein kinase ZmPK1
Source: RefSeq, a predicted model, not a curated record